Molecule: messenger RNA, 1092 nt
Organism: Haliotis rufescens (red abalone)
Lineage: Eukaryota; Metazoa; Mollusca; Gastropoda; Lepetellida; Haliotidae
Product: putative proline-rich protein 21
Exons: 1
Coding region: 1-1092 (363 amino acids)
Source: RefSeq, a predicted model, not a curated record
AUGGCCUUUCGAUCCGCCUCUGCCCCUACAGCCCAUGGCCUUUCGAUCCGCCUCUGCCCCUACAGCCCAUGGCCUCUGGAUCCGCCUCUGUUCCUACAGCCCAUGGCCUCUGGAUCCGCCUCUGCUCCUACAGCCCAUGGCCUCUGGAUCCGCCUCUGCCCCUACAGCCCAUGGCCUCUGGAUCCGCCUCUGUUCCUACAGCCCAUGGCCUCUGGAUCCGCCUCUGCCCCUACAGCCCAUGGCCUCUGGAUCCGCCUCUGCCCCUACAGCCCAUGGCCUCUGGAUCCGCCUCUGCCCCUACAGCCCAUGGCCUCUAGAUCCGCCUCUGCCCCUACCGCCCAUGGCCUCUGGAUCCGCCUCUGCCCCUACAGCCCAUGGCCUCUGGAUCCGCCUCUGCCCCUACAGCCCAUGGCCUCUGGAUCCGCCUCUGUUCCUACAGCCCAUGGACUCUGGAUCCGCCUCUGCCCCUACAGCCCAUGGCCUCUGCAUCCGCCUCUGUUCCUACAGCCCAUGGCCUCUGCAUCCGCCUCUGCCCCUACAACCCAUGACCUUUGGAUCCGCCUCUGCCCCUACAGCCCAUGGCCUCUGCAUCCGCCUCUGCCCCUACAACCCAUGACCUCUGGAUCCGCCUCUGCCCCUACAGCCCAUGGCCUCUGCAUCCGCCUCUGUUCCUACAGCCCAUGGCCUCUGGAUCCGCCACUGCCCCUACAGCCCAUGGCCUCUGGAUCCGCCUCUGCCCCUACAGCCCAUGGCCUCUGGAUCCGCCUCUGUUCCUACAGCCCAUGGCCUCUAGAUCCGCCUCUGCCCCUACAGCCCAUGGCCUCUGGAUCCGCCUCUGCCCCUACAGCCCAUGGCCUCUGGAUCCGCCUCUGCCCCUACAGCCCAUGGCCUCUGGAUCCGCCUCUGUUCCUACAGCCCAUGGCCUCUGGAUCCGCCUCUGCCCCUACAGCCCAUGGCCUCUGCAUCCGCCUCUGUUCCUACAGCCCAUGGCCUCUGGAUCCGCCUCUGCCCCUACAGCCCAUGGCCUCUGCAUCCGCCUCUGCCCCUACAGCCCAUGGCCUCUGGAUCCGCCUCUGCCCCUACAACCCAUGA